CGGCGCGGCCACGUGACCGGGCGCCGGCGACAGCGGUGCAGGCGGGCGGCGCGGCUGCGGAGCCGGGAGCGGCGGCGGGCGGGGUGCGGGCGCUGCGGAAAAGAAUAAUGCUUUCAGCAUGUCUGCACACUCCAUGCUUUGUGAACGAAUAGCGAUAGCCAAGGAACUCAUCAAAAGAGCAGAAUCACUUUCUAGAUCAAGAAAAGGUGGCAUAGAGGGUGGUGCAAAGCUGUGCAGCAAAUUGAAGGCAGAAUUAAAGUUCCUGCAGAAAGUAGAAGCUGGGAAAGUAGCUAUUAAGGAGUCCCAUUUACAGAGCACAAAUCUGACACACCUAAGAGCCAUUGUGGAAUCAGCAGAAAACCUGGAAGAAGUUGUUAGUGUUCUUCAUGUCUUCGGUUACAUAGAUUCCUUGGGAGAAAAGCAGACGCUGGUGGUGGAUGUGGUGGCAAAUGGUGGUCAUACUUGGGUGAAAGCCAUUGGCCGAAAGGCUGAAGCUCUGCAUAACAUUUGGCUUGGCAGGGGCCAGUAUGGUGACAAAAGCAUCAUUGAGCAGGCCGAAGACUUCCUCCAGGCCAGUCACCAGCAGCCCGUGCAGUAUAGCAACCCUCACAUCAUCUUCGCCUUUUAUAACAGUGUCUCCAGCCCUAUGGCCGAGAAGCUGAGAGAAAUGGGGAUAUCUGUGAGAGGAGAUAUAGUAGCAGUUAACUCUCUGUUAGAUCACCCUGAAGAGUUCCAACCAAGUGAAAGUGAAUCUGAUGAUGAAGGACCUGAACUUUUGCAAGUUACUAGAGUAGACAGAGACAAUAUAUUAGCAAGUGUUGCAUUUCCAACAGAGAUUAAGGUUGAUGUGUGCAAAAGAGUAAAUCUGGACAUUACUACUUUAAUCACAUAUGUAUCUGCUCUCAGUUAUGGAGGCUGCCAUUUUAUCUUCAAGGAAAAAGUACUUACAGAACAAGCAGAGCAAGAGAGGAAAGAGCAGGUUCUACCACAGCUAGAGGCAUUUAUGAAGGACAAGGAGUUGUUUGCUUGUGAAUCUGCUGUCAAGGACUUUCAGUCUAUUCUGGAUACUUUAGGAGGACCUGGAGAGAGAGAAAGGGCCACUAUGCUAAUUAAGCGAAUUAAUGUGGUCCCAGACCAGCCUUCUGAGCGUGCCUUGAACCUAGUGGCCAGUUCAAAAAUCAAUAGUCGCUCAUUAACAAUUUUUGGGACAGGGGACACCCUAAGAGCCAUCACAAUGACUGCCAAUAGUGGUUUUGUUCGAGCUGCUAGCAACCAGGGCGUUAAGUUUAGUGUGUUUGUCCAUCAGCCCAGAGCACUUACUGAAAGCAAGGAAGUUCUAGCAACUCCCUUACCAAAAGACUAUAGAACUGAUAAUCAAUACUAAUGGUAGCCUUUAAGUAUUGUCAUGGAAUAAUUUAUUUAUACCAAAGCCUGAGUCUUUAUGUCUUAAAUUGGAUGGGUGACAUGGAGGUCUAUAGAAAAAUUAAUGCUUAGAACCUUUAAGCCAGUGAAGUUAGGUGUUUCAUCUAUAAAGCAUAUAACCUGAAGUUGAAAAAAAGCUCAAGAAAAGCUUAUUGUCUGAGCAGUUAAGCAUAAAUACAUCUAUAUAUGGCUUUUAACUGUAUCAGAGUAUUUUUGUGUGAUUGGGUAGGGAUACAACGCUUUUACUGGUAAUAGCAUUUCAUGACAUGGCUACACUGCAUCUUGCAUUAAAUAUCUGGAGAGAAACCUGAAGUUUGUUUUUUAUUGUAUUGGCUUAUUAACUGAUGUGGGUUGAGGCUGGAAGGUCUACAAUUAAAUUGACUUUGUAUUUAAAAGCUGUGGCCACGGCGAUAGCUCAGAGGGCUGGAGUAUAUGGUUUGCAUAUGGGGACCUGGUUUCCCUCUCUUGGACCACAUGGUCCCCCUGAGCAUUACACUGGGCGUGUCCGUAAGCACCAUCAGGGAUGGCUCAAAAAUAAAAAAUAAAAGCAUGGCUAUUAGUAAUGAAAAAAUUAUUUUGUGUCAGGCCCAGUCUGGUGGGUAUGUUUACAAAAAUAUAGUAAUAUAGAAAAUAGGGCCAGAGAGGUAACAACAAGCUGAGCACAUGCUUUGUAUUCAGGGUUGGGUUUCCAAUCCCAAUACCAUGUGGUUUACUGAGCCCUGCUGAGUGUGGCCCCCAAAACCCCCAAAAUAAUAAUAUAGGAAAUGAAUUUUGAUCAUGUGAAUCCCACAAAUCUAUUGAUAGCCAUCUAUGCAAAGAUAAUCAUGUAACCAAACCUAGGACCUUUAUGGUGAAAUAGUAAGUUGAGUAAAUUGGUAAUUACAUAAAGAAAUUUUUAAGAAAAAAUAUUAUCCAUAUUGUAACAUUGAAUAGCACAUGACAACUGCAUUGCAAUUCUGUCAUGACAUCAGUAGAAAAGAUCCCAUUCUUGUUACAUGACAUAACUUGUAAUUAAAACACAUUUUUUGGUGUUCACAGUGCAAUUAGUGCUUCAUUAAUUUGCAACAAACCAAUUAUCAAGGUAGAUUUGUACCCACCACAUUUCAAAAAUUGGAAAAUUAAAUCUUAGAACUAAACAUACAAAAGAAACUUGAUUUACCUCUCCAUUACCUGACCUUUUUAUUGUGGAAACUCCCAACUUUGAAAAGAGAAACUAUUUUCCUCCACAACGUUGAGAAAGUAAAAUUUGAUUAAGUCUCUGAACAUUGAAAUGAAAUACAAAAAUAUAUAGAGUUUCUCUUGGGAAAGAUUUUUUGUUUGUGAAAGCAAGGUACUUUUUAUUGAAACUUAGAAAAGUAUGAGGGAGGAGAACAAGAGAUAAAUGUAAGCAAGCAAAGAGCGAGAGACAAGAUAACAUGUCCAAGGAAAACCCAGGCUUGAAGAAUAAGCCUCUCAUGGGAAAGAUUCUACUACUAACUCUAGGGAAUGUCUGAUUGGGUUCUAAUUUAGUAUAGAGAGGCAUUGGAAAGUAUAUUUGCAAGUAUUUGGUACAAGAACUGAGCUAUAAUGGGACCAUAGUGAUAGCUUACCAGGAAAGGCAUUUGCACACGGCUGACCUGGGUUCAAUUCCCAGGCAUCCCAUAUGGUUUCUGAACCCUUCCAGGAGUGAUCUGUGAGUGCAGAGCCAGGGAUUGUCCUGAGCAUAGUUGGGUGUGACACCAAAGCAAAAACAAACUAAGGGACUGGAGGCAGAUAACUGCUCAGCAGUUGAACACUUGCCUUGCAGGUAUAAGGCCCUGGAUUCAAUCCUUGAUUCUGCCAAAAACAGAAAAAAAAAAAGGAGGGCAGAAAAAUGAACGAUUAACUUUUGCUGUAAGGGCUGCUUGGUUUAAAAUGGAGGUAAACAACUGAAAAUAGUAAUAAUAAAGUAGAGCCAAACAAUUGAAGUAUAAUUCAUGUGCUAUGUAUUCCAAGGAAUUAUGUUUGAAAUCUUUAGGGAGAAAGUAAGGCUAAUCCAGUGGGGUCAGGAUCUGGGAGUGAGCACUGUGAGAUUUUACGAGGUGUGUACAGGGAGUGGGAUUGGAACGUACAGAAGCAUGACUAUUAAGGCCUGUCCAGAGUCUAGGCGCAUGUGGAUAGUUGUAAGCCAAGACGAAGCCAGAAAAGAGUUGUCUGAGAUUUUGAUAUUAGGGAGCCACUGUCAUUUCUAGAAAAGUCUGGGUGGAUGAUGUGGUCCCAUUUGCUGCUCCCUGCGGUGGUCACAGGUUGGCAGUGCAGGAGGAGGCCUGGGCCACUUCCGUGUCACCUGUGCACAGGAGGUGAGCAUGGCCCCACAGCAAGGAAGAGCCAGAGCGGACAGCUGGGUUCCGCUAAGCCCUGCCAUUGGGAGAUCAGGGCCAGCUUCCCCGCCUGACAAAAAAUGUGCAAGGGAAAGGGAAGAGGACAGCCAAGGGAGAGCAGGUGGAAUACAAGAAGUCGCACCUUCAGAGAACGCAGACACCUUAGCCCAGGACACCAGCGGCCUGAGCUCCUUGGACAUGUCCUGCACCCCUACACACAUCCUAAAACCUCACACAGC
Sorex araneus (European shrew) is the source of this 4000-nucleotide messenger RNA. It is a transcript of the gene C2H7orf25, whose product is annotated as chromosome 2 C7orf25 homolog. The record is from RefSeq and is a predicted model, not a curated record. The transcript has 2 exons. Bases 119 to 1384 code for a protein of 421 amino acids. Lineage: Eukaryota; Metazoa; Chordata; Mammalia; Eulipotyphla; Soricidae.